Messenger RNA from Cornus florida, 1680 nucleotides. Its product is annotated as glutathione S-transferase L3-like. Gene Ontology annotation, molecular function: glutathione transferase activity. The record is from RefSeq and is a predicted model, not a curated record. Lineage: Eukaryota; Viridiplantae; Streptophyta; Magnoliopsida; Cornales; Cornaceae. The transcript is spliced from 10 exons. The coding region runs from base 1 to 729 and encodes 242 amino acids.
AUGGCCACACCGAGCGUGCAAGAGGUUCUUCCCACUCCACUGAAUUCUACUUCUGAACAACCUCCCCUCUUUGAUGGAACUACAAGGUUGUACACCUGUUACAAAUGCCCAUUUGCACAACGCGUGUGGAUCAUCCGUAACUAUAAGGGAUUACAAGACAAAAUCAAAUUGGUCGGACUUGACCUUCCAAACAGACCUGAUUGGUACAAAGAGAAAGUGUACCCUGCAAAUAAGGUUCCAUCGUUGGAACACAAUGGCAAAAUCAUUGGAGAGAGUCUAGAUUUGAUCAAAUAUGUCAACAGUAACUUUGAAGGGCCUGCACUUCUACCCGAAGAUGCUGCUAAACAGAAGUUUGCUGAAGAGUUGUUAUCCCACACUGAUACAUUCACGAAGGAGGUGUAUGCGUCAUUAAUUAAAGGAGACGAGCCAGUGAAAGAAGUCGGUCCAAAUUUUGAUUACACUGAAACUGCUCUUCAAAAAUUUGAUGAUGGACCUUUCUUCCUUGGCCAAUUCAGUCUGGUGGACAUAGCCUAUGCCCCGUUUAUCGAAAGGUUUCAUGUGUUCUUGCAAGAUGUGUGGAAGUAUGACAUAACUGCAGGCAGGCCUAAACUGGCGACAUGGAUCGAGGAGAUGAAUAAGAUUGAUGCUUACAAGCAAACAAAAACUGAUCCCAAGGAGCUUGUUGAGUCCUACAAUAAGCUGUUUCCGGUCUUGCGGGCCCAGCAGUGAAUGUUUUGGCGAUGUUCUUUUAAGUAAUACUAAAUAAGUUGCGAUGCUCGAGUGUGUAAGAAGUUGGCUCUGGUGCCUUCUAAAGUAUCAGGUCUAAUAUUUGAAUAAAUCUUGGGUGCAAACAAUUUCUUAAGAGGCGGUGUAUGAGUGAAAAAAAAAAAAGAAAAAAAAAAAAGGUGAAUAAGCUGCUUUAUGGGUAAGCAGAAGUGUAUAUAUGUGUAAACACGAGACAUGUGAGGCAGGGGUACAGAUUAUAUAGGUUUUGGAUGGCGUGUGUGUGUAGCACAAUGCCCUUGGUGUUUCCUAAUAUGUUUAAAUUUGUAUUAGGGAGACAAUAUUGGCACUCUUGUCUUCUAAAAUUGCACUGCACUUGAAUUUUUCUUUCACAAGAGAGAAUUUAUUCAAUAAGGAACCUUUUUUUGGGUCCUCUAUUUCUUUUUUAUUAUUGCUCGUCAAAAUAAAGAAUUUUUUUGAUUAUUUUUUUUGAAGUGUUGUGUCAAACUUUAUUUUAUAAGUAAUAGAAUCCUUGUACAAGGGAAUCAGUAAAAGAAUUUGAUUCAAGUAGGAGUAAAAAUUUCAUAUUUUGUUUGUGGAGGGCGUUUUGCUUGUUUCAAAUUCAAACUCAUUGUUUGAACACAAACUUCACUUUUGCACAAUCUCUAAUCCUUAAUGACGUGGCACCAUCAUUCCUCGAGCUUUUUAACACAUGACCAAAUUAGAAAGUUGACGUGCAAAUGAUAUUCUUGAAAAAAAUAUUCAAUUAUCACCAUUAAAGUGACAUCUCAUUUUCCAAAUCAACUAAUGUCGAGCUGCCAAAUUAAAUUACUGUUUUAAGGUAAAUAAUGUGAAAUCAAAUUCAUAAUUUUUAUAUCAUCAAACAAACCAUCAACAGUUGGUUACAUACACUUAGAAGCCGACAUCGGCAAAAAAAAAAAAAAAAAAAAAAGGAAA